AGACUGAGGCUGGCUGGCUGGAGGGUGACACAGGAGCGCUCAGGGGUGCAGCAUCACAAGAGGGCAGAUCGAAAGCAUUGUCCUCGCUGAGAAACAGAUGGCAGAGGUGGAAGCGGUACAGCUGAAGGAGGAAGGGAACCGGCAUUUCCAGCUCCAGGACUACAAGGCCGCCAUAAAGAGCUACAGCCAGGCCCUGAAGCUGACCAAGGACAAGGCCCUGCUGGCCACGCUUUAUCGGAACCGGGCAGCCUGUGGCCUGAAAACGGAGAGCUACGUCCAGGCAGCUUCAGAUGCCUCCAGAGCCAUCGACAUCAACUCCUCGGACAUCAAGGCUCUGUAUCGGCGAUGCCAGGCACUGGAGCACUUGGGGAAGCUGGACCAGGCCUUCAAGGACGUGCAGCGUUGUGCCACCCUCGAGCCACGGAACCAGAACUUCCAGGAGACGCUGAGGAGACUCAACACCAGCAUUCAGGAGAAGCUCCGAGUGCAGUUCUCCACAGACUCGAGGGUACAGAAGAUGUUUGAGAUCCUCUUGGACGAAAACAGUGAGGCUGAUAAGCAGGAAAAGGCUGCCAACAAUCUCAUUGUCCUAGGCCGUGAGGAAGCAGGGGCUGAGAAGAUCUUCCAGAACAAUGGAGUAGCCUUGCUACUGCAGCUUCUGGACACUAAGAAGCCUGAGCUGGUGCUGGCUGCAGUGCGGACCCUGUCGGGCAUGUGCAGUGGCCACCGAGCCAGGGCCACAGUAAUUCUGCAUGCAAUGAGGAUAGACCGAAUCUGUAGCCUCAUGGCCGUGGAGAAUGAGGAGAUGUCUCUGGCUGUCUGCAACCUGCUCCAAGCCAUCAUUGACUCCCUGUCUGGGGAGGACAAGCGGGAGCAUCGAGGGAAGGAGGAGGCCCUGGUUCUAGACACCAAGAAGGACCUGAAGCAGAUCACCAGCCACCUGCUGGACAUGCUAGUCAGCAAGAAGGUGUCUGGCCAGGGCAGGGAUCAGGCGCUGAACCUGCUCAAUAAGAAUGUCCCCAGGAAGGACCUUGCCAUUCACGACAACUCACGUACCAUCUAUGUGGUGGAUAACGGUCUGAGGAAGAUCCUGAAGGUCGUGGGGCAGGUUCCAGAUCUGCCGUCCUGCCUGCCCCUGACUGACAACACCCGCAUGCUGGCCUCUAUCCUAAUCAACAAGCUCUAUGAUGACCUGCGCUGUGACCCAGAGCGUGAUCAUUUCCGCAAGAUCUGCGAGGAAUACAUCACGGGCAAGUUUGACCCCCAGGACAUGGACAAGAACUUGAAUGCCAUCCAGACGGUGUCAGGGAUCCUGCAGGGCCCCUUUGACCUGGGCAACCAGCUGCUGGGACUGAAAGGUGUGAUGGAGAUGAUGGUGGCACUAUGUGGCUCAGAGCGCGAGAUGGACCAGCUGGUGGCCGUGGAGGCCCUCAUCCAUGCCUCCACCAAGCUCAGCCGUGCCACCUUCAUCAUCACCAAUGGAGUGUCACUGCUCAAACAGAUCUACAAGACCACCAAAAAUGAGAAGAUCAAGAUCCGCACACUGGUGGGACUCUGUAAGCUCGGCUCUGCAGGCGGCACAGACUACGGUCUCAGGCAGUUUGCGGAAGGGUCGACAGAAAAACUGGCCAAACAGUGUCGCAAGUGGCUGUGCAAUACUUCCAUCGACACCCGGACCCGGCGCUGGGCAGUGGAGGGCCUGGCCUACCUCACGCUGGACGCUGAUGUGAAGGACGACUUUGUCCAGGAUGUCCCUGCCCUGCAGGCCAUGUUUGAGCUGGCCAAGACCAGUGACAAGACCAUCCUGUACUCGGUGGCCACCACCCUGGUGAACUGCACCAACAGCUACGAUGUCAAGGAGGUCAUUCCAGAGCUUGUCCAGCUCGCCAAGUUCUCCAAGCAGCAUGUGCCCGAGGAACACCCCAAGGACAAGAAGGACUUUAUAGACAUGCGGGUGAAGCGGCUUCUGAAGGCGGGUGUCAUCUCUGCCCUGGCUUGCAUGGUGAAAGCAGACAGUGCCAUCCUCACUGACCAGACCAAGGAGCUGCUGGCCAGGGUAUUCCUGGCACUGUGUGACAACCCAAAGGACCGAGGCACCAUUGUGGCUCAAGGUGGUGGCAAGGCCCUGAUUCCCCUGGCUUUGGAGGGCACAGAUGUGGGCAAGGUGAAGGCAGCCCACGCUCUAGCAAAGAUUGCUGCUGUCUCCAAUCCGGACAUUGCUUUUCCUGGGGAGCGGGUGUAUGAGGUGGUGCGGCCCCUCGUAAGACUCUUGGACACACAGAGGGAUGGGCUUCAGAACUAUGAGGCUCUCCUAGGCCUCACCAACCUGUCUGGGCGGAGUGACAAACUCCGGCAGAAGAUCUUUAAGGAGAGGGCCUUGCCAGACAUCGAGAACUACAUGUUUGAGAAUCAUGAUCAACUGCGGCAGGCGGCCACCGAGUGCAUGUGCAACAUGGUGCUCCACAAGGAGGUACAGGAAAGAUUCUUGGCUGACGGGAAUGACCGGCUGAAGCUGGUGGUGCUGCUCUGUGGGGAGGAUGAUGAUAAGGUGCAGAAUGCGGCUGCAGGGGCUCUGGCCAUGCUGACAGCAGCACACAAGAAACUGUGCCUCAAGAUGACUCAAGUGACAACCCAGUGGUUGGAGAUCCUCCAGCGGCUUUGCCUGCAUGACCAGCUGUCUGUCCAACACCGGGGCCUGGUCAUCACCUACAACCUACUGGCAGCCGAUGCUGAGCUGGCCAAGAAGCUGGUGGAGAGUGAGCUGCUGGAGAUCCUGACUGUGGUGGGCAAACAGGAGCCAGAUGGGAAGAAGGCAGAAGUGGUUCAGACAGCCCGAGAAUGUCUCAUCAAGUGCAUGGAUUACGGCUUCAUUAAACCAGUGUCUUAGACAGGGACCCUCAGGGUUGCUGGGAGUGGUCCUGUACUGUGCAGAGUCCUGGGUUGGGUUCUCCUGGAGUGUCAGGUCAUCUAGGGAUCAUAGCAGUGCCAAUGAAGUCUCAACAUAAAGGAAAGACUUGACUGUUCUCUGAGUUGUGAAUCUUCUUUGUCCUGACAGAGUUUGGAUGUUUCACUCUCUCUCUUGCUUCCUGUCUCCUUACAUUCGUCAUGUUUCAGAAAUUCCCAGAAUAAUUUUCACCCACGAUUAGAAAUAGGUUGGAUCAUUCUUUCUGUGCCCAUUCUGAAGGCCAGGAUAAUAGGUUGAAGUUCUUUAUAUUUUGGAAAAUGGAUUUUGUGGUAAGGUAGGAACUAACGGGUGUGUGCAUAUAAAGGUUAAUGCUGUUGUAUUUGGAUGCUGAUCUGUGCUGUUUUCAUGUCCUCUCUCCCACACUAUUUGAAUCAGUCUGUUCAGAACUGUGUGUUUCACCUACAGUGCUCUGUCCCAGUCCCAUGCCCAUUCCCAUCAAAUUCACUGUGAUGGAAAUAGAGUUUAUGUUCAACAGUGGGACGUGACCUCUGCAAUUUUCUUGGGAAAGUCUUCCAAGCAAGAUGGACAUGAUGAAUACAAAUAAGAUCAACUCAAA
This is a messenger RNA of Nomascus leucogenys (northern white-cheeked gibbon), 3521 nucleotides long. It is a transcript of the gene UNC45B, whose product is annotated as unc-45 myosin chaperone B. The transcript has 20 exons. Gene Ontology annotation, molecular function: Hsp90 protein binding. NCBI's taxonomy places the organism in Eukaryota, Metazoa, Chordata, Mammalia, Primates, Hylobatidae. The record is from RefSeq and is a predicted model, not a curated record. The coding region runs from base 98 to 2887 and encodes 929 amino acids.